CAUCAGGAUGCGGUAGGGGGCGCUGUGUGCAGUUUAUGUUCCCCGUGUGCGCCACAGCCAGGGCCAGCAGAGGGCGCUGAGAACACUGUCAGUAGGCGGGCCCUGGCUUCCUGCAGCAAUAAGAAAAAGGAUCGAGGAGGUGAGGCGCAUCCUGAGCGCCUGCAGCCGCCUUCUGCCGCCCGUCCCGCGGGAGACACCGCCUCAUGACGGGCUCUCCAUGCUGACUGACCGCAGGACAUGGGAGUCCUCGAAAUCACUGACCAGCAUCCACUGGUCCAAGCAAUAUUCAAUCGCAACAUAGAAGAAAUACAACAGUUACUGUCGAGCCAGAAGGAAAAUGUCAACAUUUUGGACCAAGAGAGACGCACUCCCCUACAUGCUGCUGCCUACUUAGGAGACACGCCAGUUAUGGAACUAUUAAUACAGUCAGGUGCUAAUGUUAAUGCAAAGGAUUCACUCUGGCUUACUCCCUUGCACCGAGCUGCGGCUGCACGAAAUGAGAGAGCAAUCUCCCUCCUGGUAAAGCACUCUGCGGACGUCAAUGCUCGGGACAAGAACUGGCAGACUCCCCUACAUGCAGCUGUUGCUAACAGAGCUAUUAAAUGUGCGGAGACCUUAAUGGGGCAGAUGAAAAAUGUCAACACAGCGGAUCGCACAGGGCGUACUGUACUCCAUCAUGCUGUUCUCAGUGGCAGUAUAGAGAUUGUUGUAAUGCUGCUGAACAGGAGGGCGCACCAUAGCAUUUGUGAUAAAAAGGACCGGCACCCCAUAAUGUAUUCAUCUUACCUGGGACACCUGGAGAUUACAAAGCUGCUGAUAUCUCAGGGAGCAGAUGCCAUGUCAAAGGAUAAGAACGGUUAUACACCCCUCCAUGCAGCUGCUUCAAGCGGAAGGAUUGAUAUUGUGAAGUAUUUGUUGAAGCUGGGUGUGGAGAUAGAUGAACCGAAUUGCUUUGGAAACACUGCCCUGCACAUUGCCUGUUACAUGGGUCAGGAUGCUGUGGCCAUCGAACUGGUCAACAAUGGCUCUAAUGUCAAUCAGCCCAAUGAGAAGGGCUUCACCCCCUUGCACUUUGCUGCCGUUUCCACAAAUGGGGCACUGUGCCUAGAGCUGCUAGUCAACAAUGGAGCUGAUGUUAAUUAUCAGAGUAAAGAAGGGAAGAGUCCUUUGCACAUGGCUGCCGUACAUGGAAGGUUUACAAGGUCCCAGAUUUUGAUUCAAAAUGGUAGUGAAAUUGACUGUGCUGAUAAAUAUGGCAAUACUCCUUUGCAUGUUGCUGCUAGAUAUGGGCAUGAGCUGCUAAUUAGUACAUUGAUGACAAAUGGUGCUGAUACUGCAAGGCGUGGAGUUCAUGGCAUGUUUCCCCUGCACUUAGCUGUCCUAUUUGGGUUUUCAGACUGUUGCCGUAAGCUUCUUUCCUCAGGUCAGUUGUACAGCAUAGUGGCCUCGCUGAGUAAUGAACAUGUGCUGUCUGCCGGAUUUGAUAUUAACACACCGGACAACCUCGGGAGGACCUGCCUCCACGCUGCUGCUUCAGGAGGAAACGUUGAAUGUCUUAAUUUGCUGGCGAGCAGCGGCGCUGAUCUGAUGAGACAGGAUAAAUUUGGAAGGACUCCACUGCACUAUGCCGCUGCUAACGGCAGCUACCAGUGCACAGUGACGCUAGUCACAGCUGGAGCCAGUGUUACUGUGGCAGACUUUAAAGGCUGCACCCCUUUACACUAUGCUGCUGCUUCCGAUACCUACAGGAGGGUACCCCAUACGGUUUCUAAGGCUUCAAACCAGACCGAGCAUUCCAGAGCGGUGGACUCAAACUCUGGAACCAGCCAGGAGUCAGAAGAAAAUGUUGAGAAAGCUUCACUAGAAAAAGAGGCUUUCUUCGCCUUAGAGUUUUUGCUGGACAACAAUGCCGAUCCUUCAAUUCGUGAUAAACAGGGAUAUGCUGCCGUUCACUAUGCAGCUGCUUAUGGCAACAGACAGAAUUUGGAAUUACUCCUAGAGAUGUCCUUUAACUGCCUGGAGGAUGUGGAAAGCACUGUACCAGUUAGCCCUUUGCACUUAGCUGCCUAUAAUGGUCACUGCGAUACCCUAAAAGCUCUAGCGGAAACGCUGGUGAACCUGGAUGUUCGUGACCACAAGGGCCGCACUGCGCUUUACCUCGCCACAGAAAGGGGUUUCACAGAGUGUGUGGAGCUUCUGAUGAGCCAUGGGGCUUCCCCACUCAUUAAGGAUCGCAAAAAGAAAUGGACACCAUUGCAUGUAGCAGCUGCCUCUGGAAACACUGAUGUGUUGCACCUGCUGAUCGAUAGCAGUGAGAGACCGGACGUUACUGAUGUGAUGGAUGCACAUGGACAAACCCCCCUUAUGCUUGCUGUGAUGAAUGGACAUGUUGACUGUGUUCACUUGCUGCUGGAGAAAGGAGCCACUGUAGAUGCUGGAGAUAAAAGAGGGAGAACCACACUACACAGAGCGUCAGUUACUGGUUGUGAAGACUGUGUGGGGGCUUUGCUGGACCACGAUGCCUUUGUGCUGUGUCGGGAUUACAAGGGACGCACACCAAUUCACUUUGCUUCAGCUUGCGGCCAUGCUACACUGGUGCACGUGUACUUGCAGGUUGCACUCUCUACAGACCCACUGGAUGCAGUGGUGGAUUACAACGGAUACACUCCCAUGCACUGGGCUGCUUACAAUGGGCACGAAGAUUGUUUGGAAUUGUUACUUGAACACAACCCAUUUGCUUACCUCGAAGGAAACCCUUUCACCCCUUUGCACUGUGCAGUAAUUAACAGCCAAGACGGUACGGCUGAGAUGCUUAUAACGGCUAUUGGUGCCAAGAUUGUGAACAGCGAAGAUGCCAAAGGGAGGACUCCUCUUCAUGCUGCAGCCUUUGCUGACAACAUGAAUGGUUUACAACUACUGCUGCAGAACCAGGCUGAGGUAGAUGCCACUGACCAGUCAAGUCGGACGCCACUGAUGACAGCCGCAGAGCAUGGAAGAACUGCCGCAGUUGAGUUCCUACUGUUUCACAUGAAAGCAGAUUUAACUGUGAUGGACAUAAACAAGAACACUGCUCUUCACCUAGCCUGCAGCAAGGGUCAUGAGAAGUGUGCCUUGCUGCUUCUAGGGGAGACCCAGGAUACUGGCCUUAUCAAUGCAACAAACAGCAUGCUGCAAAUGCCGCUCCAUAUUGCUGCCCGAAAUGGGCUUGCAUCCGUCGUCCAAGCUUUGCUUACAAGAGGAGCUACUGUUUUGGCUGUGGAUGAGGAAGCAGGUCACACCCCAGCCUUGGCCUGUGCUCCCAACAAAGAUGUAGCGGAUUGCUUGGCACUUAUCCUAUCCACCAUGAAGCCUUUCCCACCAAAAGACGCCAUCCUCCCAUUCAGCUUCAGCCUCCUGAACAACUGCGGCAUCGCUGCCAAGACUGCCCUCCCUAAUGGUGGUGGCUGUGCCUACGCAAAGGAUCGGCAUGGUUCCAUUGCCAUGGAUGGCUGCUAUUCUGAGUAGCUCCUCCUGCACUGCGGUUACCCAAAACCUUACUUUAAUUUAUUUAGUGUAAUACUUAUAGGGCACUUUAAAGGAGAACAAGACACAACAAUUGCAGAGGUGUAAGCUGUGCCUGGGCUUUCUUCCUACGUUCACCUGCUCUCUUGAGCUGUCCUGCCCUGCACUGAAGCUUAUGUAAUAUUGUACCUUCCUUGUAUAUGGGAAGAAAGCCCAGGUUGGGCUUCAUGGAGUUUACUGAUGAGGUACAUCCUUUAUUCUGUUCUUAAUCAGAUUCCCUCGCUUUCACAAUGUCUUGUAAGAAGGUGAAAGAAGGGCAUCUUCAUAUUUUUCAAGGUUCAGUUAAUGUAUUUGCUGCUGUAAGGUCCUGAAAGCCAUUAUACAGUUUAAGGGUCACAAGGCCUUAAUAUGAAUUUCAGGGGCAGCUUAGCAAUUCUGUUUGGGUGGCAGGGACUAUACGGGCAAGCAGCACCUUAAUUUUCUAUUCCGGUCACAAGACUGGAAGCACUCAUUUCUAUAUACAACACUUUGAAACUGUUGCUUUAAUGGUUCUCUUACGUAAUGCCUAACAGAAUUUGGGCACUGCAAAUUUGCUUGCUUCUCUUUAUGCAAAUGAGGUGCUGUAAUUUAGCCAGCUGACGGAUCUUUAAUUGACAUUCCCACUAUGCACUGCUGCAAGAUACCCCUGCCAGUUAGGCACUUUAGUAACCCUGUGUUUCUAUGGCUUUUAUUCCUUUUUUGGGCUUCCCAUCAUCUGACUCCACUAGAUGUUGUAUCUGCCAUGUCAUCAGUAUUUGAAUUAUUUAUACUAAUCUUUCGUACUCCUAGGGGGCUGUAACUUUUUUGCAGUCUGUCCUGUGGCUUUCUAGGCUGCAUACUUUGUUUUUCCCAUCUCUCCUGUCUGGGAUCCACAUUGUUGCAGUCUCUUCAAUUCAUAGUAUAAUUUGCACUUGAAUUACACUUUUUAACCUAAAACGAUGUUCUAAUAGUGGAGUGCGUUUAUGUAUGAAAGGGUAUUUUUAGUACUAGUUGUUUACUUGAGCUUGUAUGAAUUGAAAGGUUUUUGCAUAUGUGUUUUAAUUAUCAAAAUAUAUAAAGAAUGGUGCUUUUUUUUUUUUUUGCUUUUUAUAUAUUAUUCAUGCAAUUAUUUUAGUAUUCAUAGAGCAAAUAUUAGAAUGCAUUAAUCCUAACCGUUCUUCUAUAUAAUGCAAUAAGGUAAGGCGUAUAGGGACAAUUUCAGCUUUGCAAGUUUCCAUGACUGUUACUAGGUUUUUUGGGAACUAUGGCAUUAGCUCCGAAAUAGUAUUUUAUUUUACAUCCCCAUUCUGGUUUUAUGUGUGCCCCUACAUACUUGCCCAUUUCUGACUUGGUACGUAUUUAAUGGAUCACUUUUUUUUUUUUUUUUUUUGACUUUUUUUGUUUUUGUUUUGUUUUUUAUUCUAAGAAAAAUAUUUAAUAUUGUGGCUUGUUACGGUUGCCGAAAGAAAAGUAGGUGGCAAAGAGAUCAAUUGUUAAUGUAAGAAGGAAUGUACGGUGCUAUGAAUUUUGGAUUUACUUUAUUUUUUAUUCCUUUUCCUUGCCCAUAUCCAGGCCAUAUUUCAUUACUUUUUAUUUUGCUGUAUGAUGAUAUAUUUAUUUUCAUUUCCUUCAAGGGUCCUACUACAUUUCAUACUUGAUGGGAUGAUACAGGUGAACAACCUUAGCCAGACUUCUGAUCAGGCUUUCUAUAGUAUAGUAGGGUAUGGGUCGUUGGAUAGACACAACUUAGGUCGAUAGUCAUUAGGUCGACCAUGGAAGGUCGACAUGCAUUAGGUCGACAGGGACAAUAGGUCGACAGGUCAAAAGGUCGACAUGGGUUUUUGACUGUUUUUGGCGUUUUCUUCGAAAAGUGACGGGGAUCCCCAGUUAGUACACACUGUCCCCUUGCGUGGCGCUUCGGGCAGGGUGCCCUGCUUCGCAGAGGUUACCGUUCCAAUCGUAGUACACGUGGAUCGUUAAGUAUGAAAAAAAUCCAAAAAAUGAAAAGAAAAAAAGUGAAAAACUCAUGUCGACCUUUUGACCUGUCAACUUAGUACAUGUUGACAUUUUGAUCAUGUUGACCUAAUGUAUGUCGACCUAAUCUGUGUCGACCUAACGACCGUAUCCCGUAUAGUAAGACCAUAGAUACCAUAAAAAAAUUUCAGCUAGGUCAGAUGGAGUACAUUCCAGACCAGUGUUUAUAUAACCUAUACUACAAUAGCUUUAGAUCAGUACAACAUAUACAAACGCUGUUGUAGUCUUGAAUGUAGCUAACAUUAGGGACACAAGUUCUUUUUCUUUUUUCUUUUUUAUAACCUUUUGUAUAACAGGGUUUAGAGAGCCUACAAAUCCAUGUGACGUUGCCAUAUAUUGCGUACAAUGGCUUUCAAUGGAUCUAUAACCCAGAAAUCUAAUGUUCUCAUUUUAUUUGCUAUAGUCGGUUAGUGUAUUCUGCUUUUCAUCAUGGAAAAUCUAACUUCCAUUACAUCUCCCUUUAUAAAAAUGUAUUCAUGUUCCCGAUAUCAUGAUUAUUUCUAUUGCACACUUCAUAGUUUACUGCUGUUCUACCAUAUUAGACCUCUCCUCAUUAGAUUUAGCUCUUUAAGGGCUCAUAGAAACCACACUUUUUUUUUUUCUAUCUAUAGCCGCAAUUAACACCAUAUAACGGCUACUACAGAUUCCAUUAAAACCUAUGAGCAAUGUACAGUCUUCAGUAUGAAUGCUGGUAAUGCCCUGGCUGUAGCAGCAGUCCCACCUUCAUCAAUGCUGCAUUUACACCACUACUUGUCCAUUCCUCAUAGUUCCAUGAGCUCUGACUGUAAGUGCCAGUUGGACACUGUUCUCCAAGUUACAAAUUUUUUAAAUGGGACAUCCAUUUAUUUUUAUUUUUUUAUCUUACUGCUUGACUUUUGACAAGACAAGUAGGUGUACCAAAAUGUAUGGUACCGUGGUGUUAGCACGUUUGCUUUAUAUAUUAAAGAAAAAACAUUGAGAAUAGGAGUUGCCAAAUAUGUAUUUUAGUGUCCAGGGCCAUGACUGUAUCAGGUUGAUAAAUCUACAAUGUCUAGGCCGACAUAAUGGUCAACAUGUUUUAGCAACAUUUGCAUGAUUUGCUAUCCAUGUGGACUACAAUUGGUAAUAGUAACCUUGCUCGAAGUGUGCCCGCGAGGGUAAAGAUUUGUACUGAUGAUGGUCACAUAACAUGAAAUAUAAAAGAUGUGGCCUAAAAAACCCUCAUUGUCAUGUCGACCUAAUGCAUCUUGACCAUAUGUUGCUGACUAUUGACUGUCUAACUAGACUUUAUAGAUCUGUUGUACCAUACCCGGCCAUGACAUACUUUUAAUUCUGUGGUGUCUUCACAAGUGAGGAAGGACAGAGCCUCAUAUUCAGACUACACCAUGUUCUCAGUAAGAGCUCAUGCAACAAAGAUUAAUAAACACAUCUCUUUAAUACACAUUGGCCACCUUCACCUGAUUAUACCGGCUAUUGUAUAGCCUUUAGCUGCUUUCAAUCCUCUUAUGUUUGUACUACAAGAGACCCUGCCAAGUUGCCUUACUUUGCACUUGCGUGAGGAGCGUCUGGUAAUGUCUUAUUAGACGUUGCACUAGCUCAGUUAUAUGAAUGAUCACAGUAACUUUGGAUUAAACAAUAUCUGAAAUGAAUGAAGAAGGAAAAACACUGGAUUUUAAAGAAAAUAAGAGUCAUGCACACAAACUCAAACAUUGAUUUGGAAAUAUAACAUUGAACUUAAUUGGACAUGGGGGGGGGGGUACCCAAUUACCCGCGGUACUGCUGCGGGCGCAAAAAACUGUUGUGUUUGCAUUUUUAUCACCCUUUCAAAUUAGGUCAUCCAAAAAGCUGUGGACCACUGUAUUAUUGCAGGUCUAAUUGGCACUUAUCGCGGAUUAUGCACAUAAUCCCCAAUAAGCGCCAGCAUCGGGAAUAAACUACCGGUUUAUCAGGGCUGAUGGGAUAAAUCCCAGUGAACCAAUUAGCUGCGGUAAAUUUCCGCUAAUUGGAUGCCGCCCUUUAUUUUUCCUAGAAAUAACUCUCGCUUCAGGAAAUAAAAACGCAGCCAUAUUUUUAUUUGAACAUUUUAUUUUUUAUCCGUUCUUACCUUUUAAAGACGACGUAUGCUGUUGAACAGUGUUAAAUUUAUUCUGUGAAGAAGAGACCGUUUUUAAGAUACCACUUUCUUGAACAGUACUGGUUACUGUUAUCUGUGCACACCCCCAGUAAAAAAAACAAAGCAAAAAAUAAACACUUGUGCAUCUACAUAUGAAGUAGUAGACUCCUUUUUAUUUUUAUUUUUUUGUCACUCAGACACAUGAUGAUAUUACAGUUUUCUUUCCAUUUUUUUUUUUUGUCUCUAUUUUUUGGGCUUGGGCAGAGGUUUUUGCACUAAUUACGACACAGGACUUUCUGAAUAUUCAGUAUUGAACAUGUUUGGUCUUGGCAGAAUAAAAAUAAUAAUGACAAAAAAAAUGUAAGCCACUUCUAAUGUUGCAGUUUGGCAUGAAACCUGUAGAUGGCAAAAUCUUAUUAUCAAGGAUUGGAAGUUUCAAUUUCCAAAAGAAUACGUUUACCAAAAGCACACGCACUGUAGUAAAAAUCCUUUCACAUAUCUAUGCCCUUUUAUUGAUCGUUAAACGAAAGUGUUACUAUAUUCAGUCAACACAGAUUACCUCAGUUUGCUGUUGGUGUUAAAACUUGAAUGGCUUCCCCCUUAGUAUUUACUGCAAGGGAGAGUCACACAGGCCAGUUUUCAUGUUUGCAUUUAGUGUUCAAUUCCCCCCUCCCCCUCCCUUGCAUAUAAUUUCUACUGUGUGCCUUCUUAAGAUGUAGCAUUAUCUGUAGAUUUCUCUUUGUGCAGAGCGGAAGGCCUAGGAAUAUGUCUACUCUGACUGGAUAGAUAGGACUGUAUUUAAGGACUGCCUCCAGCAAUGUUAUGUGACAUUAUACAUUUUAAGCUUUUGUCUCGCGUUAAAACGCGUGGGUCCAAAGAUGCUGAGCGGUAGUGAAAAGGGCUAAGAUGUUUUGUUGUGCAGAGUUUUUGUUUGAACACAAUAAAUUCCUUGCCCCUCCCAUGUUUUUCGCAUUACUUUAUUGUAACGUAGUGUUCUAGAUUGUUGAACCCUUAAAUUGUUGGCAUUAUGUCAUGUAUGUUAGAGUUUUGCACAUAAUGAUGGGAGAUGAAACCCUUUAAUGUGGUAUUUUGCACUCUAUUACUGCCUUUGUAGAAUCUGCUAGUCGCUUGUUUAACAAGAGGAACCCACAGUGCUAAUUGUUGAAUCAUUUCACAUGUAUUUUCUCAUCUCACCGGCUGCUUGUUUGAUUGCUGUGUGUUUUACAUUUAUUUUAUUUUUAUAUUCCUUUUCAUUUAUUUCUUUAUCUUUUACUUUUUAUAUAUAUAUAUAUAUAUAUAUAUAUAUAUAUAUAUAUAUAUAUAUAUAUAUAUAAUUUAUUUAUUUUUUUUCCCUGUAGCUUUUUUCCCCCUUCUUUCUGCAUGUUGAGAAAAUGAGACAAUCAAAGUUCUGUGAAAAGGGCUUUUAGCAGAUUUGGCCUGGCUGUGCAAAUUCUUUCUGCCCCUUCUUUCACUGGUGGGGGCAUGUUGCAGCAGUUUUUCCCCUCUACAUUUCCUUACACAUGUUAAGCAACUCUGCUUGGUCUUGUUCUCCUUUAAUGUUUAUAAAAUGUGCAUUGGCAGCACAGUGUGACAAUUCCAAGUAAUAAUUUUUUAGUGUUUUUUUUUUUUGGGGGGGGGGAGGGGGGGGCGUUGCCGGGCGAGGGAUAAGCAGCGGACGGUGCAUUAUAUUGCUAUUGGAGGGGUCAUGUCCGGUUACCUAAGUGCGUUGUUUACAGGGCUGUCCUGAAACUUCCAUUCCAAUAUCCCUGAUCCCACCCUACCUCCAAACUGCGCAGCCAUUUUCCUUGGGUAUUAUUUAUUCGUGAGAAUGGUGACUGGAGUUUUUACACAGCAAGUUAUUAUGCCAAAGUACCCCCUCCCCCUCCUCGCCCUGUAUUCACUCCUGUCCCAAUGUGUUCCAGUCCUUCAUCUGUUCAGUGAGCAUUGGAGGCCAGAGAACUCUUUUCUGGGCCCUAUUUUGGGUCUUUCCCUUCUGUGCCACUCUUAUAAUGGAAGUUUCUUUCAGCUCCUAAUGCAAAGCACUUGCUUCAUUAAUAAGCACUUUCUAAUGACUCUGCCACUGCUGCUGGUCUCUGUAGCACUUUGCUGUUACAGUUCAGUCCAAGAUCAAUGCAACAGUGUUAGGGGUAAGGUGUGUAAGGGUUUGAUUUCCCUUAACAUGAGUAAAAGGUGAAGGGAGGGAGUGAAGGUUGAUCUUUCCUUCACUGCUGUGCUCACUCCUGAUUGGAGAAGAUGGUAUUGAUGUAAGGUUAAGUUAAUAUUUUAAGUCAAUUCUUAAAAAGAAACAAAAACAGCACAAAUGCAUUUCACAAACAGGUUUACUUGCACUGCCACUGUAUAAAGAAGGAGCUACAUCCAUUUUGGAUAGCUGUCGUGAGCCAUAUUGCUGAAUGUAUCCUCUGACGUGACAUACCAAGUUAUUAAAUGGAAAUUGAAA
Molecule: messenger RNA, 10103 nt
Organism: Pseudophryne corroboree (corroboree frog)
Lineage: Eukaryota; Metazoa; Chordata; Amphibia; Anura; Myobatrachidae
Gene: ANKRD52
Product: ankyrin repeat domain 52
Exons: 29
Coding region: 238-3504 (1088 amino acids)
Cellular component (GO): nucleus; cytoplasm
Molecular function (GO): protein binding
Source: RefSeq, a predicted model, not a curated record